This is a messenger RNA of Oldenlandia corymbosa var. corymbosa, 1016 nucleotides long. NCBI's taxonomy places the organism in Eukaryota, Viridiplantae, Streptophyta, Magnoliopsida, Gentianales, Rubiaceae. The record is from the annotation of a GenBank genome assembly.
AUAACAUUAAUUGUUGUACCAAAAACACAAAAAUUAACCCUCAUUUUCUCUCUUCAUUUUUUUUCCCGCUAAACAUAUUCGACUCAUUUUAUUACAAGUUUUUUUAAUUCCUUCGGGCAAUGCAACGUGCAUCAUCAUCUUCAGCCAAGAACAUCUUCAAGAAUCUCACUCGAAACAGAAACCGAAUCUUAAAAAGUUCUAUGAAUCAAGUACAAAAGCCUUGUGACGUGUUCAUCAAUCAUCGGGGAAUCGACACCAAGAAGAAUGUGGCGGGUUUGUUGUAUGAUCACAUAAAGAGACUAGGUCUUCAGCCAUUUUUGGACAGCAAGAGCAUGAAGCCCGGAGACAAGUUGUUCGAUAAAAUCAACGCCGGAAUCCGGCAAUGCAAAGUCGGGGUGGCCGUGUUUUCUCCUAAUUACUGUAAAUCCUACUUUUGCCUGCACGAAUUGGCUCUCAUGAUGGAGACCAAGAAGAAGGUUGUACCCAUUUUUUGCAACGUAAAGCCUUCGGAACUUAAGGUUUUGGAUUACGGGACUAGCCCUCCCAAGGAUUUGGAGAGGUUUAGUCGGGCUCUUGAAGAGGCUAAAAACACCGUUGGACUAACUUUUGACACAUCUUCAGGGGAUUGGUCGGAAUUCCUAGAAGAUGCAUCUGAAGCGGUGAUUGAAAAUUUGAUCCAGUUGGAAGAAGAAGAAGAAGAAGAAGAAGCAGAUGAUCCGGAGCGGUAGUGGCAAUUAAUAUAACUAAGGAUAUGCUGAAUUAGUGAGGCAUGAUUCUCGUACGAGCUGGGCAAAAGGACAACGUACAGAAUGGGAAGCUGUACAAUAACAUUUGACUCCAUUUAAUUUAUUCAUUUGUUCGAUUUUAUUUGUUAUAAAACACUUAAGUAUAGAAUAACCGCUUGUUAAUUUUAUCUAACCAUUUUUUGUUUGUUUACGUAGAAUAUCAUCCUUUUUUAUGCCCAUCUACCUAGCUAGCUAGCUAGAUGCACCUGCAGUGGUGCAUGUUAAGGAAUC